AUGAGGCUUAUUUCCCUGUUUAAGUUGGCGACACUCGCAGCCAGUGGCUCAACCGCAGCUGAAGCCGCAGCAGCAGCUGCUGCUGCGGCGGCUGUUGCGGCGUCUCCGGCUGUAACUGAGGCACAGACAGGAGCUGCAACACCAGAGGCAGCCGUAGUGAUGUUAUCUACCUUGCCGAAAAUGGACUCUGCUUCUUGGGUUCGUCGUGGUGUCCCUUUGCGGGACGGUGCACUACAGCGACAGCAACGCCAAGCAGUCAUCGCUGCCGCUGUUGCUGCUUUUGUCUCAGUAUCUGCAGUGAUUUUCCUAGUGAUGCGAUGCAGUCAAUUCCUGGUUCCCAAGGCCUCGGAGAUCUACCGCCGAGCCCUGGCAUCAGGAGGAUCUUCGGGUUCUUCUGCAGAUGGGGGGGCAGCAUCAGCAGAAGACACCUCAUCGGCAGCAGCUGGAAGCUGCAGCCCCCUAAUGUCAUUUCCUACGUUAUCGUCCAAGGAACUUGAAAGUGCGGUGUCUUUACAGAUGCAACAAUUGUCACUGACCUCAGAGGAGGCUGCUCAGUUGUCUCCCUCGGAGGCGGAGCAGGUUGCCUCAGCGCAGCGUAUGCUGCAGGAACUCCGAGCAUUAGUGCUGGCACUUGGAAAUUUAGUUGCAGGGUUUGAGAAAAGCCUACAAGAAGACGCUAGGGACUUGCGUGUUAUGAUUGGGGAGCUGCAGCCCGGAUCCCCAACGAAUGCUGCGGUAUUACAACUUCAGGCAGACAUUCGAACAGACCGGACGCGGCUGUCUAAGUGGAAGUGGCAGCUGAAGGAGAUGCAGGAACAGCUGUAUAGGGCAUCACACAGCACAUCGCAGGCACAGCGCUGCAAGGGACUUUUGGCGGCACGAUUUUUCAAGCGUUUCUCGGUCUCGUCAGCGGCUGCUGCAGCACUGGCAGCAGCUCAGACAGUGCUCAACAGCACAAACUUCGGCGGCAGGAGCAGCAGUAGCAGCAGGAGCAACAGCGGGAGUAGGAGCUCCGGGAGCAAGACCACGAGGAGCAGCAGCAUAAGACGCACAUUCAGUAGCAGGGGUGGAGACAAGAAGCCACCGGCCGUGGAUGAAGGUCGUGGACGCCACAGGGUUCGCAAGGGUACGCCAGACCAUGAGCAGCUGAUGCGGGAACUGCAUCAUAUACAGCAGCAGCAGCAACUAUCAACUCAGCUGCAGCAGAGGCAGAUACUGGCGGACCUGAGGACGCAGGUACUGCAAGGUAUGUUUAUGCGGCACCAGCAGCGUCAGCAGCAAGAAAAGGAUCAAGAGAAGCAGCGGGCGCUACAGGAGCGGAGUCUGCUGCAGCAUCAACCUAGGCGGAACGGAAGGAGAGGACGUGGUGUUGCAGAGGGCUCGCAGCAUACAGCGACAGAUGAUGAUUCCGGCCAAACAGGAGCAAGCAGUAGUGAUAGAAGAGGCAGAAGCAGGAGACGACAGAACAAAAUGCCGCUGAAGAUGCCUUUGAGCUAUAUUGCGGAGGAGGCGAGCGAAGAGGACGACGAGGCCGAAGACAAGCUGAACGUAUCACAGUUGUCAGCGGCUGACCUCGGAGAUUCAGAAACAGAUGACGAGAGAACAGCAUGCCGAUGA
Molecule: messenger RNA, 1617 nt
Organism: Eimeria maxima
Lineage: Eukaryota; Apicomplexa; Conoidasida; Eucoccidiorida; Eimeriidae
Exons: 1
Coding region: 1-1617 (538 amino acids)
Source: RefSeq, a predicted model, not a curated record